Messenger RNA from Gorilla gorilla gorilla (western lowland gorilla), 934 nucleotides. It is a transcript of the gene COPRS, whose product is annotated as coordinator of PRMT5 and differentiation stimulator. The transcript is spliced from 4 exons. The record is from RefSeq and is a predicted model, not a curated record. The coding region runs from base 112 to 666 and encodes 184 amino acids. NCBI's taxonomy places the organism in Eukaryota, Metazoa, Chordata, Mammalia, Primates, Hominidae. Gene Ontology annotation, cellular component: nucleus. Gene Ontology annotation, molecular function: histone binding.
CCCCCUCCCCAGGCUGAUUGGCACUUCUGCGGCGGAUCCUCCGGCGGGCAGCCGGGCCGGCGCGUCACGUGGCCCACGGCGUCCAGGGCGACCAGCCGCGGGCCGCAGGGCAUGGACCUUCAGGCCGCCGGGGCCCAGGCGCAGGGGGCCGCGGAGCCGUCUCGGGGCCCGCCGCUGCCUAGCGCGCGGGGGGCGCCCCCCAGCCCGGAGGCUGGCUUUGCUACAGCUGACCACUCCAGUCAGGAGAGAGAGACUGAGAAGGCUAUGGAUCGACUAGCCCGUGGAGCACAGAGCAUUCCUAAUGACAGUCCUGCCCAGGGUGAGGGCACCCAUUCUGAAGAGGAAGGCUUUGCCAUGGAUGAGGAGGACUCUGAUGGAGAACUGAAUACCUGGGAGCUGUCAGAAGGGACAAACUGUCCACCCAAGGAACAGCCUGGCGAUCUUUUUAAUGAGGACUGGGACUCAGAGUUGAAAGCAGAUCAAGGGAAUCCAUAUGAUGCUGACGACAUCCAGGAGAGCAUUUCUCAAGAGCUUAAACCUUGGGUGUGCUGUGCCCCACAAGGAGACAUGAUCUAUGACCCCAGCUGGCACCAUCCGCCUCCACUGAUACCCUAUUAUUCCAAGAUGGUCUUUGAAACAGGACAGUUUGACGAUGCUGAAGAUUGAGUGUGGAGCUUUCUGCCUUGUAGGUGGGCGGGCCUCCACGUCAAGAUCUCUUUUCCUGUCUUGGAGGUGAAAAGUCAUAUCUGAGAAAAUGUUUGCAGUGACCCCUAGUCUGGGGUACACAGACCAGUGUUCUUUAUUGACAGUGUUCAAUAAGGCCCCGUCAUUCUCGCCAGUCUGUUGUUGUUCUUAAUGGGCUCCUUCUUGAAAUGUGUGUGUGUUUGUGUCAAGAGGAGUUGUGUUCUUUGUAAAUAAAGGUUAAAAAAAGAAA